Molecule: messenger RNA, 1304 nt
Organism: Trematosphaeria pertusa
Lineage: Eukaryota; Fungi; Ascomycota; Dothideomycetes; Pleosporales; Trematosphaeriaceae
Product: kinase-like protein
Exons: 2
Coding region: 285-1034 (249 amino acids)
Source: RefSeq, a predicted model, not a curated record
CAACCUCCAACUGCGCCGUUCUAGGGGGUUUAUUCCCCUUCUAUCAUCCCCUCCCUUUCGUAGGCGCCCGAUCAAGCCUAAGGACCUGCUCCCUUCUCUAGCACCUACUAAUCCACUUUCUUCACAUCUCAUGCCGCGUCACCACUCUCUCGUCUCCAUUUUGCUUAGAAUAAGUUUAAUGGCUGCUGAGAAGCUCCGAUAUUCCUAGGAAGAGGCCUGAGCUAUAUACAACCACGGAAGGAUACCGUUCUCCAGUAACAGGUACCGUCUUUUGAUUCAAAGAUAUGAGUCCAGAUUUCCACGACGACCUUCUCCAGCAUUACUCGGAAGCCGAACUAGUACAUCAUAUUAGAGCAUCUCCUCGACACGCAACUACCCCUAGAGUAUUCCUACUAUCGGUGACCCUACUGGCUAAACACUAUGAGCCUCCCUUGAUUGAAGACAUGGUCAAGGCUACGGAAGCUGCUCGUCGGCUGGGCAUUCGCGCUCCCUGCAUAAAGAGGACAAUCAUAUACGAGGGAAGUGCAUUUUGCGUAAUGGAACGUAUUCAAGGGGCCACCCUAGAAGAGAUAUGGACGAGGCUUAGCUGGUUUAUGACUAUAAAAAUAGCCCUCCAGCUUCGCCAUUUCGUUCAUCUUCUAAGAUCUGUGACCUCUUCAGUUGCAGGAUCUCUAGCAACUGGCCAGUGCUUGUCAUUCUGGUUAGAAGACCGCUAUGGCCUUCCUGCUAGAUCAAGGCCAGAAGAUAUUGCUUAUUUCAUCCAAUUUUGGAUGAAUUUUACAUCAAUCCGAAAAGCGAUGAAAGCUGCGAAACAAGUAUCGGUAAAUGCUAAGAGGCAAAUAUCUCCAGUGGCCCGGACCUUCGUACUCACCCAUCACGACCUGGCACCUCGAAAUCUUGUUCUUGAUUCUUCUGGGCAGCUUUGGUUAAUAGAUUGGGAUUAUGCUGGUUUCUACCCGAUCUACUUCGAGUACGCGUCCCUACAGAAUUUUCACACGCCUAAAGACUGGAACCUAUUCGCGCGGUUACGGUGAAGUCUAUUCUCUUGGGUCGCGGUUGGACGUUAUGAACAAGAUGCGGCCGUACUAAGGCUGAUAAGGUCAAGAUUCACACGAUUCGCUGUCGGGCGCCGUUUCGAACUCCUAGCAAAGGGAGGGCCAUCUAGACGUCCUGUAUCGUAGACAAGCUGAAACAUCCGCUACAUUUGGAGGACUGUAGUCUUGGAGUGUUUGCGGGAAGCGUCUCUCCAUCCUAGCAGGGAAUCCAGCUUAAAGUAGAAUAGUAGGGCUAUUAGAUAAUAUGCA